AUGGAAAUUGAUUCUGGAGCAUCGUGCUCAAUUGUGAGUGAAGAAACGUUUCGCUCUAUCGAGGGAAAGCAAAGUAAAAUACCCCUUCGAGAAUCAAGCACAACACUCGUAACCUGGUCAAAGGAGGCGUUGCCUGUAGUUGGUUGCGCAAGUGUUGUGGCGGAAUUCAAGGGUCGGACGGCAAAGCUGCCUUUGUUGGUAGUGAAGAGUUUGCUAGGGCGGAACUGGUUUAGGCCGUUGGGCAUUGGGCUGCAUGGAAUUCAGCAACUGAAUGUUGAAGAGGUCACUUCACGAUUUUCUGAGGUGUUUCGCAAUGACCUUCCUGGCUUCAAUGGACCGCCAGUGCACAUCGAACUGAAAGACGACGCCAAACCAAAGUUCCUCAACAGUCGUACAGUUGCACUAGCACUGAAAGACGAUGUGGCCAAGGAAGUGGACCACUUGGUGCUACAAGGAGUCUUGGAACCAGUCGAGUACUCCAACAGGGCAACUCCGCUCGUGGUGGGAUCCACCCGAGCCAAAGCAAGACUGAUGCCAUCCAGCAAGCGCCAACGCCCACUAGCAAGAAGGAGCUGCAAGCCUUUUUGGGGCUACUGAACUUCUAUAGCAGUUUCCUCAAGGGCAGGACCGAAGCAGCAGAACCUCUAUACCGGCUCCUAGACCACGACCACAAAUGGGAAUGGAAAGGUGAGCACCAACGAGCUUUCUAGAAGCUGAAGAAGCUACUUAGCUCCGAUGCCGUACUUGUUUCUUAUGACCCCGAGCGUCCCUUGAUGCUGUGCUGUGACUCAUCCCCUGCAGGGGUGGGGGUGGUGCUGGCCCAUAGAGCAGCUGACGGGAGGGAGCAACCCAUAGCUUAUGCUUCACGAACUCUA
Molecule: messenger RNA, 875 nt
Organism: Rhipicephalus sanguineus (brown dog tick)
Lineage: Eukaryota; Metazoa; Arthropoda; Arachnida; Ixodida; Ixodidae
Exons: 2
Coding region: 1-597 (198 amino acids)
Source: RefSeq, a predicted model, not a curated record